ACUCGGAGCACAGAAGAAGAAUGGUAUCUGUUGGAGGGUGAUGUUUACUCAUGUGUUUACUACAGUGUUUUAAAUUUAGAAGCCUUUAGUUUUACGAUUUUUUUUCACAGCGGUCUUAGGCUUGCGACGGACCGGCCACGAUGAGAAUUUAUCAUUGUUUACUCAAUGCUACCAAGUUUAGGAGAGUAUUUGACUUUGGUGAGCGAGAUGUGGCGCAUUGGUUCCCUGGACAUAUGGCAAAAGGACUCAAGCAGAUGAGAGCCAGUCUAAGGAAGGUUGACUGCAUUAUAGAGAUCCAUGAUGCUAGAAUACCCUUUUCUGGAAGAAAUCCUUCAUUUCAAGAAAGCCUUGAUGUCCGGCCACAUUUACUUGUACUGAACAAGAUGGAUUUGGCAGACAUAUCCCUAAAGCAGUGCAUUAUGAAGCGGCUUGAGAGAGAAGGUGUGAGGAAUGUUUUAUUCACAGACUGCUUAAGACAGCGAGAUGAAAACCUAAAAAAGAUCAUUCCUCUCGUGACACAGUUGAUAGAAAGUGGGUCACGUUUUCACAGAGAAGAGGACAGAAGUUACUGUCUGAUGGUCAUUGGUGUGCCAAAUGUGGGGAAAUCAUCACUGAUUAAUGCUGUAAGAAGAACAUAUUUGAAAAAAGGGAAAGCUUCAAAGGUUGGAGGUGAACCAGGAAUUACAAAAGCUGUCCUGACCAAAAUUCAGGUCUGUGACCGACCCAUAAUUCAUUUACUGGACACCCCAGGAGUCCUGCCACCUAAAAUAGAGAACAUAGAGACUGGAAUGAAACUUGCUUUAUGUGGUACCAUUUUGGACCAUUUAGUUGGUGAGGAUAUCAUUGCAGAUUAUCUGCUUUUUUCACUGAACAGACUGGAAAGAUUUAGUUAUGUUGAGAGGUACAAUCUGGAAGAGCCUUGCGAUGAUAUUCAGCACGUGCUGAAGUGUAUAGCAGUAAAGCUCGGCAAGACAAAGCGUGUGAAGGCCAUAACUGGAGUUGGCAACAUCACUGUCCAAAUGCCAGACUACAGUGCAGCAGCCUACGAUUUCAUCAGGGCAUUCCGGAAAGGAGAACUUGGAAAGGUGAUGCUUGACUGUGCUUGACUUUACGUUCAAGACUGGACACUGAGCACACAAGUGAACCACUUAUUACUUUUAAUGUUUUAAUUAAAAGGUGGUGCAAUGAGUAUUUUGGACAUGUCUUGUUUUUAUUGUGUAGUUAUCAGGUCAAAGGGGCAGUGAGUGUAAUUGAAGCAAUACAUUAUUCAGUUUAAUUUUAACAGCAUUGGUAUCUUGAGUGCAUAAGUUUGUAUGUGAAAAGCGAAGAUUAAAACCAAACAUCAGUUGCCAACACAAAUUACUUGUCUACUUUCACAUCAGCUGUUUUUCCUUACUAAUAUGUCCAUUUUAUCAAAUAUUUGGCAUGUAAUUGCUUUGAUAUCUAAAAUGUAAUCUCUUAAAUGUAUCUAACAGCUGGCAAACAGUGCUUAUGUAGUGUUAGAUUAUAAAAACAGCUUUAAUUUCACAGCCUUUUUUAAAAACUUGUGUACUUAAUAGAUA
This is a messenger RNA of Pimephales promelas (fathead minnow), 1562 nucleotides long. It is a transcript of the gene mtg1, whose product is annotated as mitochondrial ribosome-associated GTPase 1. Gene Ontology annotation, molecular function: GTPase activity; GTP binding. Gene Ontology annotation, cellular component: mitochondrion. Gene Ontology annotation, biological process: mitochondrial translation. The record is from RefSeq and is a predicted model, not a curated record. Lineage: Eukaryota; Metazoa; Chordata; Actinopteri; Cypriniformes; Leuciscidae.